AUGAACCGGAGCUUCAUAACUUCCUCUGACCGUCGCUCUGCCUGGUUCUGGUCGGUGUUCUGGAGCUUCCUGCCCGAUCCGCAGAAUCACCAUCAACCUUCAGACAUCAGUUUAUUCUGAUCAUUCGCUGCACCAAUAAUCAAUAUUGAUCAAAGAAUAAGGGAUCUGCAGGUCCGAUGUUCUGAGUGUUUCCAGAGUUCACGGCGUUCCUGCUGGGAAUGUUGCCUCCGGGUUCAUCCUGCGCGAUCGGCGUUCCUCAGCCUGCUCUUCCUGUUGGUCUGAUGAUGUCACUGAUCAUGUGACUGUUUACCUGAACUCUGACCCGUGGGUCGACGCCGCUGUGCCUGGUUCUGGUCAGACGCCUGGCUAAGCGUGAGAAGGAGGCGCCGCUCUGACGUCCAGGAAACAUGUUGAACAUUUCAGAUCCGCCAACCGCAGCUUCACGUUUCUCUGAGUCCAUCUCAGGACCUCCAGCUUUAUCUGCUGACCCGUUGAGGCCCCCGGCCCCCAUGUUGGACACCAUGGUAUACAAACAUGAAAGUUGAAAGUUUUAAACACUGAGAUGAUUCAUUUCCGGUUCAGCAGCAGCUUUGAUCUCCUCAUCAAUAGUUUUCAGGUUCUGUGUGAAGCAGAUCAUCAUCUGACAAAAUCCGUUUCCUCUCGUCCUGCUGGCAGACGCGUACGGACCGGUGACGUCACCUGGUGAGAAUGACCGAAACGUCGUGGCUCACCUGGAGGCCCCGCCCCAAGGCUUUAUAACGAGGCGGCCAGGUGAAGGGGGCAGACCGCAGGAAGCAGCGCUCUGGUCGGAUCGGACCUCCAGGAUUUGGUGACGAUGCUGCAGAUGAACGAGUCGGAGCUCCAGCUGCGGCUGGUGGCGUUCAGCUUCGAGACGCGCUUCGAUGAGCGCGGAGCGAUUCAGUGGAUGCAGGACAACUGGAACAAGUCGUUCAUGUUCAGCGCGCUGUACGCCGCCCUGGUGUUCGGAGGUCAGCACUUCAUGAAGCCUCGGCCCAAACUGAACCUGCGGCUUCCGCUGGUCCUCUGGUCGCUGAGCCUGGCCGUGUUCAGCAUCAUCGGAGCGAUCCGGACCGGGUCCUACAUGCUGCACAUCCUGAGCGCCAGCGGCUUCAGACGCUCCAUCUGCGACCAGAGCUUCUACAACGGACCCGUCAGUAAAUUCUGGGCCUACGCCUUCGUCCUCAGCAAAGCUCCAGAACUCGGCGACACGGCGUUCGUGGUGCUCAGGAAGCAGAAGCUGCUCUUCCUCCACUGGUACCACCACAUCACGGUGCUGCUCUACUCCUGGUACUCCUACAAGGACAUGGUGGCCGGCGGCGGCUGGUUCAUGACCAUGAACUACAGCGUGCACGCGCUCAUGUACAGCUACUACGCCGCGCGCGCCGCCAGCUACCGCGUGCCCCGCCCCUUCGCCGUGGUCAUCACCAGCGCCCAGAUCGCCCAGAUGGCGAUGGGGCUGACGGUCAGCGGCCUGGUGUACCGCUGGAUGCAGCAGGGCGACUGUCCGUCCCGCAUGGACAACAUCACCUGGGCCACGGUCAUGUACCUGAGCUACCUGCUGCUCUUCUCCAACUUCUUCUACCAGACCUACCUGCGCCGCGACGCCAAGGCCAAGAGCCAGUAGGACCCGCCGGACCGCAGGGCGGCGCUGCUGAGCUGAGCUGAGCUGCCGCAGCUAAUGAAGGGAAACCAGCGAAGAAGACGGAGUUAGUUUGUCUGGGAAGUGAAGGCGCGUUUCAGGACCCGCUGGUUCCGGACUGCAGGUCCAAAGAUGGUUCCGAUCUAAACAUGAAGCUCAGCUGCUGAACAGAGGUCCGAAAAUAUUCACGAUAUUUUGUUUAAAUUUAUCAGCUUUGGACCCAGAAAAUGUUCUGAACCAUUUUUACCUUCAUUUCCAAAUAUUUGAAAUAUGUAAAAAUAUAUAUUUAUAAUCUGAACCACUACAACCCGUCUGGUCCGAUUCACUGGUUCUACUGGUUCCCGCUGAACCCAUUUUGGCUGGCGAGAGUUAACCGGGUCAGAACUGGAACUUAAACUUUUACUUCUGUAAAUAUUUCCAUCAGUUUGACUUUAAAGUGUCAAACUUCUGAUUCUGGAACCGAUGAAGGCAGCUGAUUGGCUGCUGGACGGUCACAUGUCUCACGUGACUAAACUCAUCCUGUUGGAGCUGGUUCUGGUCGGUGUGAUUGUGGAAACGGGUUGGAGUUCUGAAGGAAACCAGCUGUGACGUCACAGCUGGUGUCCAUGACGAAGACGAUCUUCCACCAAAUGAUCACCUGGACGUUUUCCUGGGAGGGAAAUUGGGAUAUUUAUGGUUAUUUAUUGUUUAAAAUGUAAUAAAAUGACUUUUUCAAUUUGU
Poecilia reticulata (guppy) is the source of this 2380-nucleotide messenger RNA. Its product is annotated as very long chain fatty acid elongase 6-like. Gene Ontology annotation, biological process: sphingolipid biosynthetic process; fatty acid elongation, saturated fatty acid; fatty acid elongation, polyunsaturated fatty acid. Gene Ontology annotation, molecular function: fatty acid elongase activity. Lineage: Eukaryota; Metazoa; Chordata; Actinopteri; Cyprinodontiformes; Poeciliidae. Gene Ontology annotation, cellular component: endoplasmic reticulum membrane; endoplasmic reticulum. The record is from RefSeq and is a predicted model, not a curated record.